Molecule: messenger RNA, 552 nt
Organism: Uranotaenia lowii
Lineage: Eukaryota; Metazoa; Arthropoda; Insecta; Diptera; Culicidae
Exons: 1
Coding region: 1-552 (183 amino acids)
Source: RefSeq, a predicted model, not a curated record
AUGGUGCUGAUCACCAACCUGAUACCACCCCAAAUAGGCACCAUUGCAGUUGGACCGUGUGAUAUCGUGUCCAAACGCGCAAUUAAGUAUCUAGGGGUGAUAAUCGACGACAGACUCAGCUUCACGAGUCCUGUCGACUUCGUGAGUAAGAGAGCGACAAUGGCCACGGCUGCACUCAUACGGAUGAUGUCAAACUCCUCGGCAACCCGCAGUAGUAAGAGGAGGAAACUGUCAAGCGUGACCACGUCAAUCUUGCGGUACGAAGCAGCGGACUGGUGGCAGGCCCUGGGAAGACAAUGUAACCUGCAGAGACUUAGCAGCAUUCAGCGGCUGAUGAACCUGCGGGUUAUCAAUGGAUACCGGACCAUCUCGUCAGAAAACGCCUGCGUACUGUCGGGCGUCAUGCCUAUCUCAGUUUUGCUAGGAGAGGAAGUCUUCUGUAACGACAACAAAGACACGCCCGACGUACAAGAUCUUGCCAAUGAAAACUCGAUGUCUAACUGGCAGCAGCUGUGGAACAGCUCAGCGAGAGGAUAUGGACCCAUCGUCUGA